UUCGUGGCGCUGAAACUAAAAACUAAAUCCACAAGUGAAAGGAAAAAAAAAAGACAAGGAGAGAGAGAUCUCCCUCUCCCUCUCACACGCACAAACAGAUGGUCAUCUUGAGCAGGUCGUGGGUAGCCACCGUGAACCACCACCACCAUGCAAACCCCCACAGCUUCACCUCCUCUCCGACCAAACCCGUUUUCUUCCUUUCCCAAAAGCCUCACACUUCUCACGUCUGCUCCUCUCGAUGCUCUUUAGUUCUUGAAGAGGAUGAAAAGAAGUCACCCGGUCCGACGAAACAAGACAAGUGGCCAUUUUUCGAACCUGCCCCUGACGUCCUUAACCGGGUCUUAUCCAAGUUCCUCCAAGACCCUAAAACCAAGAAAGUUUCUUCAGAGUUCUACGACAAAGCCAAGGAGAACUCAGAGCUGAGGACGACCAAGCAUCUCAUCAACUACUUGGUGAGUUCCAAGAACUGGGACUUGCUCGUCUCGCUCUGUGAGGAUCUCAGGGAAUAUAAAGCUUUGCCUGAUGCUCACACGUCUACCCAACUCAUCAGAAGUUGCAUUAGACAGGGGAAGUUCAGGAUCACGCAUUGCUUGCUCAACGUGUUUAGAACAGACAAGUCGCUGGCCGUGUCUUCAUCUGACGCAGCGAUGAGAGGCUUUAACAAGUUACAGAUGUAUAGCAGCACGAUCCAAGUGUUUGAUAGGAUGAAACAAUCUGCGGGAGUUGAGCCUAGCCCUGGCUGUUACUGCAGGAUCAUGGAGGCUCACGAGAGGAUCGGUGACGUUCAAAAAGUGGUGGAGCUGUUUCGAGAGUUCAACAGCAAGAGGUUGAGUUUCUUGGCCAAGGAAUCAGGCUCUAUCUACACGGUCUUGUGCUCGUCCCUUGCUAGAUCAGGACGAGCACUCGAAGCUCUGGAGUUUCUGGAGGAGAUGAAAGAUAAAGGCAUCCCGCAGAGCAGCGCGUUGUACUCUACUCUGAUCCGUGCCUUGGCGGAAGCACGUGAGGUUGCAACGGUCGAGAAGCUGUUCAAAGAGGCGGGAGAGAAGAAGAUGCUGAAGGAUCCGGAGAUGUGUUUGAAGGUUGUGCUGAUGUACGUCAGGGAAGGGAACAUGGAGAGGACUCUAGAGGUCGUGGCCGAGAUGAGGAAGAGCGACUUGAAGGUCACGGACUGCAUUCUCUGCGCGGUCGUGAACGGAUUCUGUAAGCAGAGAGGCUUUGCGGAAGCGGUCGAGGCGUACGAGUGGGUCAUGAAGCAAGAAUGCGAGGCGGGGCAAGUGACUUACGCGAUAACGAUCAAUGCGUACUGUCGGCUGGAGGAGCACGACAAGGCUGAGAUGCUGUUCGAAGAGAUGGUGAAGAAAGGAUUCGACAGAUGCGUCGUGGCGUACUCGAACAUAAUGGAUAUGUACGGGAAGACGAGGAGGCUGAGCGACGCGGUGAAACUCAUGGCUAAGAUGAAACAGAGAGGAUGCAGACCAAACAUUUGGAUCUACAAUGCGUUGAUCGAUAUGCAUGGAAGAGCUAUGGACUUGAGGCGAGUGGAAAAGAUAUGGAAAGAGAUGAAGAGGAUGAAGGUGAUGCCGGAUAAGGUGAGUUACACGAGCAUGAUCAGUGCGUAUAACAGAGCGAAAGAGUUUGAGACGUGCGUGGAGCUUUACCAGGAGUUUAGGAUGAACAGAGGGAAGAUCGAUAGGGCCAUGGCGGGAAUCAUGGUCGGUGUGUUCUCCAAAACCAGCAGGAUUGAUGAGCUGAUGAGGCUGCUGCAGGACAUGAGAGUAGAAAAAACCAAGGUUGAUGCGAGGCUGUAUUCCUCGGCUUUGAACGCUCUACGUGAUGCCGGUCUUAACUCCCAGAUCAGAUGGUUGCAGGAAAGCUUUGACAUAGCACAAGAAACUAGUGCUUCAAGAUAUUCCAAUAUGAAGAAGAAAAGAAGUUUGCAGGGUUCUUGAGUUGAAAUGGAAACUGUACAAGUUCAUGAUUCUUUUGUAAACUAUAUCUUGCAAAUAGAUGAUUUCAAUCUAAA
Raphanus sativus (radish) is the source of this 2023-nucleotide messenger RNA. Its product is annotated as pentatricopeptide repeat-containing protein At5g13770, chloroplastic. Lineage: Eukaryota; Viridiplantae; Streptophyta; Magnoliopsida; Brassicales; Brassicaceae. Bases 99 to 1949 code for a protein of 616 amino acids. The record is from RefSeq and is a predicted model, not a curated record. Gene Ontology annotation, molecular function: protein binding. The transcript has a single exon.